Messenger RNA from Echinostoma caproni, 1713 nucleotides. The record is from the annotation of a GenBank genome assembly. Lineage: Eukaryota; Metazoa; Platyhelminthes; Trematoda; Plagiorchiida; Echinostomatidae.
UUAGCGGUGAUGUCGAAGCAACUAACCACGAACUCAUUACCACCCAAAGAGCUAUCUAUAUUCAAAAGGGUUGUGGUAAGUUUUGUCGAGGGACCCUUUAAUCCCUUACUUUCCGUGAACAGAAAUACUACGACCAGAAAAACUCUUGCGAUGAAGGGAAUAUUGCUCAGCUGUUUGGGUAAAAAAGAAGAGGCACGUGAAUACGUCAAACGGGGCCUAAAGGCGAACAUAUCGAGUUUCGUAUGCUGGCACAUAUACGGUCUGGUUCAGAAAUCAGACAGGAAAUACGACGAGGCAAUCAAGUGCUACUUGCAGGCUCUUCGACUGGAUCCAGACAAUUUACAGGUUUUGCGUGAUCUGUCUGUGCUUCAGAUGCAACUUAGAAAUUAUGAAGGUUGCAAGGAUACUCGAUACAAAUUGCUUAUGCUCCGCCCUAGCCAAAGGGCGUCGUGGAUUGGAUAUGCCCUAAUCCAUCAUCUACUGGAAAACUACGAUACCGCCCUGACCGUUUUGAAUGAGUUUCGGAAAGGACAAGGGGAGGUUUCAAUGAGUUAUGAAAACAGCGAACUCAUUUUAUACCAAGCUAUGAUACUAUGGAAUCCGCUGUUGAAGUCGCAUGAAAUCCUGAAAGUGAACUGUACAUCAAUGUAUUAUGCCGUGCGCUUGGCGCCAACGGUGCUCCUCAGGAAGAUGUUGAAAUCCGAAGAAAAGCUUUUGAUUCGGUCCUCGAAAAGUAUCCGCGCUCCCGACUCGCUCGCAGAUUAUGAUACGUUCAAAUCCCAGUUGGAUGGUUACCUUCGCCACUAUCUCAGGAAAGGCGCUCCCCCGCUUUUUAUCCAGUUAAGUAACCUAUGGCGUGAAAAGGAUAAGUUAUCUGUGCUCGAGGAAUUGCUAACCAUGUACCAACACAACAUGUCUAAGUUUCACUCUUUUGACGGACUCCAAGAUCAACCUGAGCCUCCGUCAACCGCCAUAUGGUUGAGUUAUUUCAUCUAUGUGCCCCUUUCUUUUCAUCUACUGUCGCAGGAGGCCCUUGAGGUUGUCGAUGAUCAACUUAGGAAAACUCCAACACUAGUUGAUUUUUACGUACUCAAAGCUGAUAUAUAUUAUAGUGCAGGAGAUGUUAUAACUGCAAGUCGAUGGAUGGAGGAAGCACAGUCCCUUGACACUGCUGACCGCUACAUCAAUGCACGCUGUACAAAGUUCAUGGUUGAAGCACAUCGUCAAGUCGACGCGCUGGCAAUGGCGUCAAAGUUUACAAGGGAAACUAUAUCCGCCGCUGAAUAUUUAUCGGAAAUGCAGUGUAUGUGGUUCCUCAUUGAAAACGCUCGCACUUAUCGAGACCUGGGGAAAUACGGAGAGUCCCUGAAACUGUGCCACGAAGUGGAGCAACAUUACCGCAACAUCCUGGAUGACCAGUUGGACUUUCAUUCCUAUUGCCUUCGCAAAGGGACCUUACGUGCUUACGUAGAAACGUUGCGUUUGGAAGACCGACUUCGAAACCAUGCAUCUUAUUUUGAUAUUGCUCAUCUCGCCAUUGAAGUAUGUUACUUAUUGCUUUCACUCACCAAUUUGAAUGCUAUAUAUUCUGGUAUAUAUAGCUUCUCGCAACCAAUUUAUCUAAUGGAGUAUGGAGAUACAAUACGUCAACCUGGACAAGUAAUGUAUUUUGCCGAGUUCAAUGAGAGGUGUUUACUAAUUGGCGAACGGUAA